Oncorhynchus nerka (sockeye salmon) is the source of this 7632-nucleotide messenger RNA. RefSeq names its product zinc finger MYND domain-containing protein 11-like. Lineage: Eukaryota; Metazoa; Chordata; Actinopteri; Salmoniformes; Salmonidae. Gene Ontology annotation, cellular component: nucleus. The transcript has 14 exons. Gene Ontology annotation, molecular function: transcription corepressor activity; DNA binding. The record is from RefSeq and is a predicted model, not a curated record. Bases 3224 to 4909 code for a protein of 561 amino acids. Gene Ontology annotation, biological process: regulation of signal transduction; regulation of transcription elongation by RNA polymerase II.
UUUUUUUAUCUCAAAUUUAUUUUUACUAACAUCAUUCCGCUUCAAAUCACUUCUGCCACUUCUGCAGCGCAAUCUGGGAUUUGAUGGAAUCUUUUUAGAGCUGCAUACUCUUUAACAUAAAAUCAGACAAUAAAAGACUAAUUGAAUUAUCUGUUUAAAAAAAAUAUGAUUUCAAAAGUAUUUUCAGUUGUAAUGGUUAACCAUUUACGUCAUAGCCAGUAGUUUUAACACGAGAGAUGCUGAUAUUCCAUGUGAAAAGCUUCCAGAAAGCCCGGUGUAGCGCUGUGUCUCGGUGGCCCAAUUUCUUGCGGAAUGGAUCAGUCACUUCCUUUAAAUAUUUGCUCGCUACUUAUCUACACAUGUAACGUUGCUUUAAAAACAGCUAAAAAAAAUGAAUAAACAUGGCCAGGGUUCCAUACAGUGAAAGCUGUUGUCUUCAUGGCUUUGUUUCACACAUACUUCAAAACAAUUCUCCAAAGAGAGUCUCUGAAGAAAAAGUUUCAGAAUCAUAGUAGCACAUUUCAAUGUCAUGUCUUUUGCGUGAAAUGACCAGCAACGCCAGCAUAGCCGCAGGUUUGUAGCAAGCAUAUAUGAUGUGUGUAGUAGAUGUAGUUUUGCUGAUGGUGGUAGCAGUAGUAACUCCUCAGGGAGGGGUGUGUACCUUCAUUCCUCUGUGUGUUAUGAUCUCUGUGACUCCAGCAUGACUUUGGUUUGAUGAACAGGGUGGUGUGUUGUCUAUACUAUGGUUACAUCCCAAAUGGACUCAUAUUCCCUAUGUUGUGCACUACUUUUGACCAGGGCCUAUGGGGUUCCCUGGUCAAAAGUAGUGCACUAUAGAGAAUAGGGGCCUUUGGGAUACAGACUAUUUAUGCCUGACUGUCCUUAGAAAUGUUAGCUGGCUGAUUUCAUAGGUCAGCAUCGCUGAUGUAUUGUGUAUCUGAAGAAUGUCGACGUAAUUACAGUACAUUAUGAAGUUCCGUUGUCUCAAGUGCCUGGAUUCAUUCCAACUGUCAUGUUUGUGUCCUUGGAUGUGACCAGGGUUUGCAUCCCAAAUGGCACCCUAUUCCCUAUAUAGUGCACUACUUUUGACCCGUUCCCAUAGGGUGCAAUUUUAGACGCAAUAAUGUUUCUUUCUUCUGCAACAGCAGCAGUAUUUGUUGAUAUUCCUCACCGUUGAUCAUUAACGUACAUGCUGACCAAACCGGCACCGCGCGUGUGUCUGUGUACGCAUGCUGGUUUUGUCUGUCCACACCAGAUGUGUUCAUGACGCGCAGGUUAAAAUACCAAAACCAACUAUAUUCAUUUGGGGCCAGAUCAAAACACAAAUGAAACAUUCAUGGCCAUUUAGGUAGCUUGCUGUUGCUGGCUAAUUUGUCUUGGGAGACUUUGGGUUGUUAUUUUAACGGAAAUUCAUAUGGUCCUUUUUUGUUGUUGCUGGAUCUUUGUAGAAUUCUGACCCAUUUUGAGUGUUACAAAAUUGUGUGUUCUCUACUCCCGAUAAUUAAUCCACAGAUGAAAAGGAGAAACCUAGUUCGUUUUUUGGUCAAUUUUUUAAUCUUGUUCAGAUUUUAGAUGGCGGUUGGCAACCAAAUUUAAGGUGGAUUACCGCCACCAACUGGACUGGAGUGUGGACCUCGUUCAUACAGUAUUUCAAUCACCCACGUGGGUAUAUGCUCGUAAAAACCAAUGAGUAGAUGAGAGUGGUGGGACUUGAAGCGGGUCAAGCGCCUAAAAUAGAACCAAAUUCUAUUUUAGCGCCUGGUUAUGCAGACACGCCCAAGCAGUUUGGAAGAAAUUAUUUAAUAACAUGUUUUGUGUAAAUUUAUCUUGCAACACUCAUUCACGCAACAUGGCCGGUUUGAUCAGCAUGUUAGAGGAUCAACCCUUGAUAAAUACGUUCCAAAGUAAAUAGAUAAUGGACCCAAGUCAGAGUGGGUUUAAUCCAGGCACGCCCAUUAUUAUUAUCUAGACUCUUCUUGUUUAUGAUAUUCCAUAUCCUGAACGGUGCAUCUUAUCUCUGGGUUGUUCAGUUAAUCAGAAGAGAGUGGCAGAAUGGCUUGUUGAUGGAUGUGUUUGAGGUGAAGCUCAGUGGGGAAGGCCAAAUAGCACCCUUUCCCCUAGUUAAAGCACGACAAGGGCCCAUAGCACUCUGGUCAAAAGUAGUGCAAUUUUAUAUAUGGAAUAGGGUGCCAUUUGGGACAUAUACAGUGUCUUCAUGUCUGGCCUUAGCUAGUAGCUUCAUGGUUAUGUAUUGUGAAUGCAGGGAGGGCAGUGUGUCCUGUAUUUGUAAUGAUCUCUACAGCUCUCCUGAGAGGAAUGGGUAUGUGGUGUGUCUAUAGGGAGGUUGGCUCAGCUAGCCUUUUGCAGUGCAGAGUGCUGGUGCCUGCAUAAUGUCACCCUAUUCCCUAUAUAGUUCACUCCUUUUGACCCGGGCCCAUAAGGUUCUGGUAAAAGGUAGUGCACUAUGUAAGGAAUAGGGUGCUAUUUAAGAUGGAUCCCCGGGCUGGCUUAUGUAAUAGAUGGACCUGUGCUUCCAGGCACAUCUCUGCUCAGCCUGCUUUCUCUCUGCCUGGCGUGUCCCAGCUUGAGACUCUUGACAGUGUUAUUGGGGUUGGGAGACAGCAUGAGCCAAACUGGGUCGGCCCUACGGGUACUAGCUAGCACCUCCCCUCACAACCCCUCUGCUUUUGUUGACCGUUUUAGACAAGGCUCAUUCUCCCCCCUAAAAGUUCCCCCUCUGCUGUUUUGGGUGGUCAAUUAUAAAAAUUCUACAAAAUAGAUAUAAUUGCUUUGGUUAAUAUUGUCAAUAACGUAUGAUAUAUUUGUAUAAAAAAAUGUUACAACUCUCCCUUGUGUUAUUAUACAUGUGCAACAGCCUUUUGUUUUCUUACUUGAGGAUGUUGGAUGUCCUUCACUUGAUUUAAUCUCUGCAAUAACCACCACACUGUAACAUCAUGCCAGUGUGGUGGGGAUAUUUAACACUCCAAGUGAGGUAGGCAAUUUUACACUGUAGGAAGCAUCAUCAGACAGUGCUUCCCCAUAGGCCUCACCUUUUCAUUCAGAAUACAAUAGGACAGGGACACGGCAUGGACCGUGAAGUACCCUUCUACACUUGACUGUGCAGUGGGACUGGGCCAGGCGCAUCUAGCAGGGCUGAACACCACCAACAGACUAGGUCUCAACUGGAAAGAGCCAUCCAAAAUAGCCCUGGACAGGAAAAGAUAUGGAGGGACCUUGUGGAGGCCUUGGUGGGACGGAGAGCGAGCCGCAGGAGGAGGAAUGGGAGGCAGAGAGCCACGACUGGUAUUGCUUCGAGUGCCACCUGCCCGGAGACGUGCUGGUGUGUGACAACUGCUUCCGUGUCUAUCACCUCAAAUGCCUGUCUGACGAGUACAAGCCCCGGGACAGUGGAUCCAACUGGCAGUGUGUGGUGUGCAGGGGUAGUAAAAAGAAGAACCUGAACAAGCAGGAGAUGUGCAAAUACCUGCGUUUUAUCAUUCAGCGCAUGAAAGAGAGGGCCGUGGACUUGAACAAGAAAGGCAAAGACACUAGACACCCGAUGUACAGAAGGCUCAUCCACACCGCGCUGGACGUCACCAACAUUCAGGAGAACCUCACCGAGGGGAAAUACAAGAGCUUCGACGAGUUCAAGGCAGAUGCCCAGCUGAUCGUGCACAAUACCGCCAUUUUGUUUGGAGUGCAUAGUGACCAGGCUGAAAUAGCACGGUUGCUCUACAGUGACACAUGCCAUGAGUUAAACGAGUUAAUGCUAUGUAAGAACUGUUUCUACCUGUCCAACGCUCGACCUGACAACUGGUUCUGCUACCCCUGUACUCCUAAUCACGAGGUGGUGUGGGCUAAGAUGAAGGGCUUUGGCUACUGGCCAGCCAAGAUCCUGCAGAGGGAGGACAAUCAGGUGGACGUCCGUUUCUUUGGCCACCAGCACCAGAGAGCGUGGAUCCCGGCAGACAACAUCCAGGACAUCAAAGUGUCGGUGCAACAGCUGCAGGUGAAGCGCAGUGCGGGCUGGAAGAAGGCCUGUGAUGAGCUGGAGCUAUCCCAGCGUUUCCAGAGGGAGGGCCGCUUCUGGAAGACCAAGAUGGUGGAGAGGCUGGAGGAGAGGAGAGGAGACGGAGAGGAGAGGCUGACAGAGAGGCCGGAGGAGGCCGAGUCCUCCAUCUCAUCCACCAGCAACACCAACGAGCAGGUCAAACAUCAGAAAGCAGACAGACAGGCAGACCGAGACCGACAGACAGACAGUCAGGAGCCUAAAGCAAAGAAGAGCCGUCGCGGUCAAGCUCCGGAUCCCAAAGAGGAAGUCAGUGACCCGGAGCCUGAGAUAGAGGCUGUGAGCAGCAGCCAGGAGAUCCCAGUGACGACGCCCCACCAGCCAGAGAAGCUGUCUGUCUCCACGCAGACCAAGAAGGCCUCAGCUGCCUCGCCACGCUGCCUGCACCGCAGCACCCAGACCACCUCUGACGGAGCCUGCCAGAACAUGUGCCACGAGAAGUACACCAAGAUCUUCAACGACGUCAAGGACAUGAUGAAGGCCGACAACAAGAGGGAGACUGAGCGUGUGGUUCGUGAGGCCCUGGAGAAGUUGCGUUCUGAGAUGGAAGAAGAGAAGAGGCAGGCGGUGAGCAAGGCGGUGUCGGGGGCCCAGGCUGAGAUGGAGAGAAAGUGUAAGACGGUGAAGGAGAAGUGUAAGGAGGAGCUGGUGGAGGAGGUGAAGAAGAUGGUGGCCCAGCACAAGCAGCUACUCUCCACCACCAAGAAGAAGCAGUGGUGUUAUAACUGUGAGGAGGAAGCCAUGUACCACUGCUGCUGGAACACCUCCUACUGCUCCAUCAAGUGUCAACAGGAGCACUGGCACGCCGACCACAAACGCACCUGCCGUAGGAAGAGAUGAGCAACCGCACCCCCUACCCUAGCUCGCCUUCCCAUUGGCUCGCCCCACUGUCACUCACCCAACCACACCCCUACCUGCCUUCCUGAACACUUUGUGGACCGAAUCUUUGCUCAACGUCUGAAAAAAUGGUCUCUUCAUUUUAUUUCAUUACAUUAUUAUUUAAUAUACCCAGUGUAUUGAUUUGUUUAUUUUUUUCCCGAAUCAAGACCAUGGCUCGAAUGCAUAGCAUGGUAUGAUUUCUUUUAUUGUGCUAAUUUGACCUAUGUUGGAGAAUGUGUUAUUUAAGUUUGUAAUAACCAAUGAGCAUUAACUGAAUACAUUUUAUUACCUGAAUUUUUUUAUCACUUUUCUUACUGUACAUGUUUAACAAUUAAUAUGACAGUCGAUUUUAAACCGUAAGUACUAUUGCAAUGUUGAAUAAGCUCUGCUUUCAUACAGAAAAUAUUUAAAAAAUGCUAUAAAAAAAACAUGAGGAAAAGAAACUGCAAAACGGUAAGUGUAGAUGACCCAUGAACAUUUAGCAUGAUUUUAUCAUGAACAUAGUUUGGUGAACGGCACCUUGUUUAUUGUUUUUACAUGCAUCUAUCAUCUUCAAGUCACUUAAAACAUCAUUGGGAACAGGGUUAUGAAGUCGGCUAUAAAGAAGCUGACAAAAAUCUUCCGUUUGUUAUUAUGCACAUUUUGGGUUGGCUUUUUGAAUACAUUGUACUUUUUAUGAAUCAAAGAAAAAGUACAACCUUUCUUGGGGGAAUAUAUAGCAAUCUUUACUGAGCUGGAUCUUAGAGAGGUUCCUUCCUAAUUUGACCGUUUGCACAUUUCAUUUCUUUUCAUAACCCAAAUGCUUGUAAUAUUGCCAAAAACAACAUUUGUUGAACCUUAUCUUAACAGAGAAACUGUGUUGCGUGCUGUUUUUUCCCUCCUCCUUUCAUUUUUUAGGUUGGCAUCAGUGUCAUGGUUAUUGUGAUGUUCACUGUAAGUACACUUUUCGAAUACUCAGUGACUAGUUAUGAGACUCUUCACUGCAUAUGCUGUAGUUGGUGGUUAGUUUCUGUUGUUUCAACUCCAUCCUCAUAUUCUGAGUAAAGGGAUGUGCAUGUUUGAUAGUUUCACAUUUUUAUUACUAGGGAAAAAAGCUUGCAGAGUAUUUUGGUUUCCCAUAGACAAUGAAUACGGAUGGACCAAUAUAAAAUAUAUGCAAAUAUGAAUGAUCAGGCUUGUUAUCUUUUAGUCAUUUUUAUUUUUCUCUUGAGUCUGAAUGGUGUGCAAUGUUAUUAUCCUUUUUUUGACUUGUCUUGGAUCAUUUCUUAAAGGGUAAUGUAAUUGCCAAUUUGAUUUUGAACAGAAGUACUAACCAAGAGGCUACUUGGGAAGUAAGACAAUAAUGGAAGUCCAUGUGACUGUUUCCUUAGUUAUGAAGAGCCGACUGAACAGAGGAAAUGUCAUCACCUGCAUUCAUUCAUUUUAUUGCCUAGUUUUGGACACUCAGUUUUCAAUGAUGGCAACUCUCUUUUCCGUUAGCUCUGACAAGUGCAUCACUUUUCAGAACUAACACAAUUAUUUGUAUUAGUUAGAACAAUAUGAUUUAUUUUGAACAUUUUUUUCAAUGUAUUUUUCUCUUUCCUUAACCAUAUUCUACGUUUUGUUAUUUUUCAAUCAGAGAAGCAGCGUAAUGUUUAGAAGUAAUUAACAAACUGCUUGAUUUGGGACAUGUUUGAAUUAUGUUCUCAGUUUAAUACUGAUGCACUCCCUCAGGAGACCAUGAACAGAAUCAUGCAUGUCCUGCACGAAUGCCACAAUCUCUUUCUCUCUCAAUCUCUCAUGGCGUUCUUAACAAAAUCAUAUUCUGUUUGUCAUGGUUGCACUACAUGUAAAUAAACUUGUUCUCUUACACCAUGUAAUUCUCAUGAGAUUAUAAACUACACACACUGAUGGUACAGUCUAAUGGAAGUUAUUUACAUUUCUGAGGUUUGUACCUCCAGUUCCCCACCUGUGCGCUGCCCUCUAUUUGAAAGGCUAAGAGAGAGGACUAAUGUAAUUGUGGAAUUAAGCUAUCUAUAAAUAUGUUAACUUGAAAACCAGCAGAACCCUGCAGUUGUCCCCUCACAUAUGGCCAAUUGUCUAUCUAUUACUGAGGUGACGGACUGUCCAGACCUCAACCACUUGUUACAAACACUUCUUUGUCUGCGCUUUGGAAAGUGUUACAUAGGGGUUAGAUCCAAUUUGUGAAUUCUCUCGGCUUCUACUACAGUAUGUAUUUUAUAUUUGUCCAUCCCUGUAUGAUGCUCAUUUGUGAUUUUCUUUUCCCUAUGUGGAAAUAUUUUGAUGUCAUUCCAAUUUGUGUAAAGUAUUUCUGGUAACUUGCAUGAGUAAGAUGUGUGUAUUACAGUCCUUUUUUCAUGUUAAAAGACAGUUGCACUUCCUGAAAAUGAUGCAAUAUGACAAUGAUAUUUCCUUUUCCUCUGAAAUUUCAGUCUAGCAAAUUUUCUCACCAUUUAAUUGAGUAAACACUAACUUUGGUGAGGAAAAUAAAGUUUACCGUCUCACCCAUGACAACAUCUAUAGGAUUCUUUGACCUGGUCAACUUUUACCCUGUCCAUAUGCACACUAUUAAUAGUGGCUUAACAUUUUUUAUACUCCCGGCAUUUUGUUUUACGCUUUAGCUAGCAAUAUGUAUAUACAUAUAUUCUAUGUGCUAACAUGGAGAAAUAAAUGUAUCAACAAGU